CUUACAUUCAUUCUGAUCGCAAACACCUAGAACUCAAAAAUUCAAUCAGGACAGCAUCUAACAACAUGAUUUCUCAACUCCUACUCCUCAUCAUCACCAUCUUCAUGCCUCCCGUUGGCGUCUUCUUCAUCGCCGGGUGUGGAGCAGACCUUCUGAUCAACAUCUGCCUGACUGUGCUCGGCGUCAUCCCUGGCCACGUCCAUGCAUUCUACCUCGAAUACGUCUACUUCAAGAGAGAGGAACAGAGUGCCGUUGGCAACUACGACAACACCAGAGCUCCUGGCGUCUAUAGCGAUAACGUCCAGACUGGCGGUAGAGGCUAUGGCACGCUCCCUCCUCCUGCUGGCGCCCCUGUGAACUAGGAGGCUGGGCGCCCCUACUCGUACUUUCGAGCAAAGAACACCAACGAGUACCCCCAUCGCAGCUCAAGACACCAAGGCAUUGCCCCGAGGGACCAAACCGCAUCCAUACCUGCAUAUG
Molecule: messenger RNA, 480 nt
Organism: Aureobasidium pullulans EXF-150
Lineage: Eukaryota; Fungi; Ascomycota; Dothideomycetes; Dothideales; Saccotheciaceae
Exons: 2
Coding region: 66-362 (98 amino acids)
Cellular component (GO): membrane
Source: RefSeq, a predicted model, not a curated record